CUCUCCCUCUGUGCAUGUGUCUCUAAGCAAUAUGGCAAUCCAUAAGCACAUUGCAUUUCUUCUAAAAUUUUUGCUAGUUGCUCUUGUUUUUGACAUCGCCAAUGGCUAUCCGCUAAAGUUAGGGUUCUACCAAAAGACGUGUCCCAGGGCUGAGGCUAUUGUAAAAAGGACAACAGCAAACUACAUUUAUCGUGCUCCUUCUCUUGCUGGUGCUUUGCUCCGAAUGCAAUUUCAUGAUUGCUUUGUGAGGGGAUGUGAUGAUUUCCAAGCAUCAAUGGUGAAAAUGGGACAAAUUGGAGUUCUAACUGGCAACGCCGGUGAAAUCAGAAGACAUUGCGCUCUAAUAAACUAA
Lactuca virosa is the source of this 352-nucleotide messenger RNA. NCBI's taxonomy places the organism in Eukaryota, Viridiplantae, Streptophyta, Magnoliopsida, Asterales, Asteraceae. The record is from the annotation of a GenBank genome assembly.